Messenger RNA from Prorocentrum cordatum, 3111 nucleotides. Lineage: Eukaryota; Dinophyceae; Prorocentrales; Prorocentraceae. The record is from the annotation of a GenBank genome assembly.
GUCUGGAGUCGAGUACCAGCGUACUCGACCGCGUUUUGUGAGCUCCUGUCGGAGCAGUGGGAGGAGUGCAGGAUCUUGCUUCAGUGUACGAUGGGGAGCUGGGGUCGUUCCCGUGGGCAGAAGUACACGGUGUGCAGCAAGUGUCAGAAUUGGGUCUACGACUGGCGGCUUCGCAAGCAAGGCGGCUGCUGCGGGAAGUGCGGGACGCAGCUACAGACGCAGCUGGAGGAGUGUCCAGGGCGCAGUGACGGCCGCGACGUCCAGCGCCCCGACGCCAUGGCGGCUCCGGACGAGUUGCUUACGAAGCUGUGCGAGCGCUUCCCCGCGAACUCGCAGAUCAUCCUGGCCAUGCAGGCGGAGUUGGCCAAGCCGCCCGAGCCGCCUCCGAAGCCCGCUGUGGUGCUGGCGCCGGCUGACCGCUACAAGCAGGCCACGGAGGAGCAGACCAAGGCCAAGAAGGCCGUCGAAAAGCAGAUCGAGAAGGUGGUGGCGAUGCAGGCCAAGCUCAGCCGCAUGGAGGAGAAGCUCGAGGAGCUCAGCGCGGCGCAUCUGUCGGCCAACAUGGAGGUUGAGCUGGCAGCCGAGACCGUCGCGCAGACCACCAAGGCGCCUGCAGAGGCCGCUGCGCCUGCGCCGCCCCAGCCCAUGGUGUUCGCGAUCGACUCCGAGCUGUUCGAGUACCUGGAGGAGGCCGACGAGGAGUUCCGUACUGGGUUCACGGAGCUUCAGGGAGCUACGGACCAGUGGCACAAGCAGCAGGACGAGGCCUACAAGCAGAUCGAGGCGGACAGGCUGGCGCGCGAGCAAGCCAGGCUGGCGCAGGAGCAGGCUUUCGCGGCCUCGCAGGCGACGGUGUGCGACAUCCAUGGGGCCAAGGUGGCGGCUCUCAAAGAGAAGGGGGCGGCCCUCCUCCGGCUGGCGCGGACCCGCUCCUUCAAGAAGCGGCGCGCGGGGGAAGGAGCGGCCGUCGAUGGCGCCCCUGCCGAGGAACGAGCUCCUGCUGCCGCUGCGGGCGCCGAAAAGGGCAAGGAGGAGCCAAGGCCUGGCCCCGGGACCGCUGCGCCAGGCGGAGGGGCUGCCGGGCCAUCUGCCGACCGGCUGGCCCAGCACAAGCGUGAACUCGCCGUGGCGAAGGACAAGGCUGCGCUUGCCUAUGCCGAGAAGCAGGGGCAGAACGGCGUCACGAAGGGGGCUGCGAGCACUCCAGCGGCGCAGCGCUACAUGGUUGAGCAUGCGACGGAGUAUGCGGUGGUGGGCUGCGCGGAGACGCACCUCUCGGACGCGAAGCACGUGGAGGCUGUUCGGAGUCUCGCGAAGGACGGCUGGAAGGCCUCAGGCGCCCCUGCUUGGGCCUCGGUCCGGUCAGAGACGGGGACCAGGGGUGGCGAGCUGGUGGCGUCGCGGGUCGACAUCGCAGCCACGACCUUCUCGCACCUCCGAGGCGCGACGAGUGGUGGUGGCGACGACCCGCUGCUGGGCUUCGCGCCGCUGGUCCUCCACAUGAAGCAGGGGAACUUGGUGGUGGUGAUGUCCUACAUGUUCCCUGGGCUCGGCGUGCGUGGGGCGAACCGCUGCAGGUUUGCGGCACUGGGGGCCUUCUUGAUGGGGCUGGCGGACCCGUGGGUGGUGCUCGCCGACUGGAAUCUUUCGCCCAAGGAGAUGGCGGAGACGUCCUUUCCCGGCAAGGUCGGGGGAGAGCUCCUGCUCCCGCAGGGCACGGAGGCCACCUGCUUCAAGGGCAGCGGCAGCCUCAUCGACUUCGGCUUGGUCUCCGAGGGGCUUUCGACCCAGGUUGAGCUGACCGCGGUCCUGGACGUGCCGUGGCGGGUCCACUGCGGGCUCAGCCUGCAGAUCAAGCGAGGAGCGCGGCAGUGGCGCCGACGGCAGCUGGCGAUUCCGCUGCCCCUCCCUUCGCCGCCGAGGCCAACGCGUGCGGCGGACCCCGACAGCAAGUCGUCGAAGCGCAAGGCCGCGAGCCUGGCGCGGAGGCGUGACAGGCUGUCUGGUGGCCUGCAGGAGGCGUUCGUGGACCUGCAGCUGGCUGCGGAGGUGGAGCAGCUGAACCGCCUCGAAGAGGAGGCGGCCGCCGCGGCAGCGCCGGCCUUGGAGACGCUGGUGGACUACGACGACGAGGGCCCUGGAGAGCAGUUCUUCGGGGAGGGGGAGAUGUCCGGCGCUGGUGCGGUGACGUUAACCCGGCCGGAGGCGCGGCAGGGGCAGCAGGACGACGGGGCGGUGGUCAUCGAGCUGGCUUCGCGACACGAUGCCAAGAGUGCGGAGGUCGAGCCGGUGUUCUUCGUCUCAGCCGAGGCCUGGGCUGCAGCAGCCCCUUCGGAGUUUGAAGUUGGCAGGUACAGCUCCACGGCGAUGGGUGAGCUCGAGUCGCACCGCCUUGUGCAGCAGGCGGGUCAGGGUGACGUUGCGGUCAGCCGCAUGUACGCGGAAUGGGUCUCCAAGCUGGAAGUGGUUCUGCUGGGCGCCAACGGGUGCCACGAUGCGGCGGCGAGGCGGCCGUACUGUGGGCGGGCCAACGGCUACGACUUCAGGAGCGCCAGGCUGCGGGCUGCGCCUGGGCGCGCCCACCUCAAGCACCAGGCGUCGGAGCACUGGAGCGUCAUCCUUGCGCUCCUGCGGCAGUUGGCGCUGCUGCGCGGCAGCGGCAAGGCGGAGGAGCAGCGGCAGCGCUGUUUCACCUUGCUAUUGCGUGAGGUGGAUCGCAUCAUGUUGGAUUGCGCCGAGCAUUUCAACCGCGGGGUCAACGCGGAGGUGCACGAGGCCUGGGCCCUGAUGAUGAGGGGUGCGGACGUGAUUCCCUUGAGCGAGCUGGAGGUGAUGGUGGGAGUCACCGAGCGCUUCUUCUCCGCCAGCCAGGCCCGCUCGCUGGCGAAGAGCCGCCGCGAUUUCGGGGCUUGGGCUCGAACGGUGUGGAAGCAGAGCCCAGGUGUCCUCCAUCGGCACGUUCGCGACCCUGGCCCUGAGACGUCGGAGCUGGUGGUGGGCGGCCGCACCAUCGCAGAGCCUGGUCAGGUCAUGUCGAGGAAGGCGCAGCGCUGGGGCGGCCUCUGGCGCGCUCCAGUCGACUCCUGGGACGAUCUGAUGGCAGCCCUUCAG